AGGGCCUUUGGAGCAGAUUGGAGCAGUUUUCUCGAUAGACACCGUUAAAUAAAAACUAACAAGAUCAGGUGGAUCUUUCACAAGACAUCAUUAUUAGACAGGGCAAUUUAUUCUCAUCAUGUCAGAACUCGUGGACUUUCACUUGGCCAACAUCUUGCGGAUGACCCACCACAUAGCUUACAAAGAUCAUGCUCACUCAAUUUCAACCAGCACAACUGAUACAAAAAGCCAUGAAGAGUAUAAUAGUAGUGAUAACGAUGACAAUGACGAAGAAAGUGAAGAAGAGCUUAUUGUGCGCGCCUUAGAUAAAGUGCGUGAAGAAUUGAAGAGAAAUAUCCUUGACUUUAAGGCCAAGCUCGCAAGUCGAAAGGAGCAACAGCAGCUUCUAUCUAACGCAGAUUUCCCACCGUUGGAAGAAGUUGAAUAUGGCAUGGAGGACGUCGAUAUCUUUUACAAGGCCCCGAUCUGGCCCGUCUUAGAUGACAGUGACGACACAGAAACCUUGUCCGACACUGAUUCAUUGAUUAACCGCCAUCGUGAUCCAGAGUUCGGCCAGCGCGGUGAUAUGCUCCCGGAUUACGGCGACGUGGUGCCGCCCACACUCCCUCCGCGCCCCAACGAGCAGAAGAGCCAUUUACCAGAUAUUCAAUCUUCCUCUCUGACGAGCCCUGUGUAUGAUCGCGAUUGGUUGGUAAACCAAUGUAUCGCUCAUUUAGAGCAUUAUGGUGAUCCAACUACAGAAAUGACAUCGAGGCGACUCUCCAUUGACAUUUUUACAAUCCUUCGGUCCGAUAAGCUGGAUGAUGACAUCCAGAUUAACUUGGUGGAUUUGUUGGGUUUCGAAAAUUUCGAGUUUAUUACGGCGUUGUUGACCAAUCGACGUACUAUUGUGGAAAAUGUCAUGUCCCAGACUACAUAUGACUUCGAUUCAAAGCUUCCAAAAAGCUACAAAGCCGAGCACCAUGACAGCAAUUAUAGAGCACCUUUGGGAGGCAACUUUACUGUCCAGACCGAAGAUGAGAAGUGGGCAGCUAAGCUGGCACGAAAGGAGCGUAAAAAGUAUGGCGCGCGCGACGAAGAAGAUGAGGCGGCAUUGUCAUCUGCUAUUUUGGGAUUUGACAAAGAAGAUCUGCGCAAGGCACGCGAGGAGCAGCUACGAAAUAACGCGGCCAUGCCUCUCGCCAGUUCUCAGCAGAAAACAAACUUUAGCACACCAGAUUACCCCCAUGUCUAUCAGUCCGCCAAGGGUGGCAACAUGCUAUCGUCAAUUGGUAAGGGUUUUGCAUUACCUCCUGGAACUACCCGUAUAGAUGAGAAGGAUUACGAGGAAGUUGCUAUUCCUAUUACCAAGCAGGCGCCGCGUCGUGCAACGGAGAAACUCAUAAACCUUGAAGAUAUGGAUACGCUCUGCAGUACUACUUUCAAAGCUUACACUUCUCUCAAUCGCAUUCAAUCUAUCGUGUAUCCCGUGGCGUAUGAAACGAACGAAAAUAUCCUCAUGUGCGCCCCUACAGGAGCAGGUAAAACCGACGUUUCACUUCUGACAAUUUUAAGGACACUUUAUCAACACUGUGCUCCUACGCCUCGUAAAGGUAUCGAUCCCAAAGAGUAUGUCGUAGCAAAGAACGAUUUUAAGAUUGUAUUUGUGGCUCCAAUGAAGGCUCUUGCAGCAGAAAUUGUGCGCAAGUUUAGCUCGCGUCUCAAGUGGCUCGGGAUUGAGGUCCGUGAGUUGACCGGAGAUAUGCAGCUGACCAAAGCUGAGAUUGCUAGUACGCAAAUUAUUGUGACAACACCCGAGAAAUGGGAUGUCGUUACUCGUAAGAGCACAGGUGAUGUUGAAUUGGCCCAAAAGGUUCGCUUAUUGAUUAUUGAUGAGGUCCACUUGCUGCAUGACGAGCGUGGCGCGGUGUUGGAGAGCAUUGUAGCACGUACGCUGCGCCAAGUCGAAACAUCCCAAUCCAUGAUUCGCAUUGUCGGUCUUUCUGCCACACUUCCAAAUUAUGUAGAUGUGGCCGCAUUUUUGCGUGUCAAUCCAUAUCAGGGCUUAUUUUACUUUGACGCUGGUUUCCGCCCUGUACCUUUAGAGCAGCAUUUUUGCGGUGUCCGUGGCAAGUAUGGUUCAUCCCAAUAUAAUCGCGGUUUGGACCAGACAUGUUAUGACAAGGUUGUCGAUCUCGUCAAACAAGGACAUCAAGUCAUGGUCUUUGUGCAUUCUCGUAAGGACACUGUUAAGACAGCUCAGAUGUUAAAACAGAAAGCCAAUGAUGAAGAUGAAGCUAUCUUCUUUGACACUUCAAGCCACCCACAACAUGAGAUCAAGAAGAGGGAGCUCGCAAAAUCCAGGAAUCGGGAAAUGAAAGAACUCUUCAACUAUGGAUUCGGUAUCCAUCACGCCGGAAUGCUUCGCGCAGAUCGAGCACUUACAGAAAAGUUGUUUGCCGACGGUCUUAUCAGAGUUCUCUGCUGUACAGCAACGCUCGCAUGGGGUGUCAAUCUGCCAGCAUAUGCUGUAGUCAUCAAGGGCACUCAGGUUUAUAAUACUCAGAAAGGUGCUUUUGUUGACUUAUCAAUUCUGGAUGUGAUGCAAAUUUUUGGUCGUGCUGGUCGUCCACAGUAUGAAUCACACGGUGUGGGCUACAUUUUGACAACUCAAGACAAGCUGAACCAUUAUGUCGCCCUUAUCACGCAACAGCUUCCUAUUGAAUCGAGGUUUAUCGAAAGCGUGGUCGAUAAUUUGAAUGCUGAGCUAUCUCUUGGAACAAUUACUAACGUGGAUGAGGCUGUCACUUGGCUCAGCUACACCUACUUGUACGUACGUAUGCGCAAGAACCCAUUGGUCUACGGCAUGAGUCAUACAGAGCCUACGGAGGAUCCAUUGCUCGGCAAGAAACGCCGCGAUAUUAUUGUCGCUGCAGCAAAAUCUCUGCAUAAAGCUCAAAUGAUCAUUUACGAUGAAAAUACAGGAUACCUUACACCUAAGGAUUUGGGACGCAUUGCCUCAAACUAUUACGUCUCAUAUAACAGUGUCAAUACUUACAAUAGUCUGAUGAAGCCUCGAAUGACAGAAGCCGACGUCCUCGCAAUGGUCAGCAGGAGUACCGAGUUCGAAAACGUGAAGUCCAGAGAUAAUGAGCAAUCUGAACUAAAGAAGCUAUUGGAACAAGCAUGUCCUUGUGAUGUUAAAGGCGGAUUGGAUGCUUCACCAUCUAAGGUCAAUAUCUUACUUCAAGCAGCCAUUACGCAAGCACCAUUGGAAGACUUUGCAUUAGUCUCGGACAGCGCUUAUGUUGCACAGAAUGCCUCGCGUAUCAUCCGUGCUAUGUUUGAGAUCGCCUUGAAUCGCAGCUGGGGUCCUGUGGCAAAUGUGCUUUUAUCGCUUGGCAAAUCGGUUGACAAGAAGAUGUGGUCAUUUGAACAUCCGCUUGCACAAUUUGGUCUACCACGCGAUAUUAUCACUAAACUGGAGGCACGCACGCAUCCGCCUACCAUUGAGGAGAUGAGAGAAAUGACUGUGAAUGAACUGGGAGAGCUUGUUCGGUUUCACAGGAUGGGUCAGACUAUCUCCAAGUGUUUAGACCAAUUCCCUGUUCUGCAAAUGGAUGCUCAGGUCGCACCUAUCACCCGAAACGUCCUCCGAGUCGCUCUCACAAUAACACCAGACUUUAUGUGGAAUGAUCGCAUUCAUGGAUUCAAUGAGCCCUGGUGGAUUUGGGUUGAGGAUUCGAACAAUACAGAAAUUCUCCAUUCUGAGUACUUUUUGUUGUCACGGAAACAGCUAGGUCAACCUCAAGUUAUUACCUUUACUAUCCCUGUCAUUGAGCCACUGCCACCACAGAUCUUUGUUCGCGCUAUUUCUGACAGGUGGAUUGGAGCCGAGUCUGUGCAUCCUAUAUCAUUCAAGCACUUGAUUCUCCCAGAACUUUAUCCACCUCACACAGACCUUUUAGACCUGCAACCACUUCCAGUGUCUGCACUACAUAACGACGUCCUGGAGGAGAUCUGCCUCAAGAGAUUCUCUCACUUUAAUCCAGUGCAAACGCAGAUCUUCCAUACCCUCUAUAACACUGGCCACAAUGCUUUGAUCGGUGCUCCUACAGGUUCUGGAAAGACCGUUGCUGCCGAGCUAGCUAUGUGGUGGGCAUUCAAGGAUCAGCCAGAUAGUAAGGUUGUUUAUAUUGCACCCAUGAAGGCCUUGGUUCGCGAGCGUGUCACUGAUUGGACUACGCGAUUAGUAGGCCCCAUGAACAGGAAGUUAGUUGAGUUGACUGGAGAUGUCACGCCUGACAUCAAGUCUAUCGAGAGCGCCGAUAUCAUUAUAACAACCCCCGAGAAAUGGGAUGGAAUCAGUCGUAACUGGCAAACAAGGCCAUACGUUCGGAAAGUGUCGUUAGUAAUCAUUGAUGAGAUCCAUCUGCUCGGCGGUGACCGCGGCCCGAUUUUGGAGGUCAUUGUUUCACGUAUGAACUACAUUGGUGCACAGCUAAGCAAGAGGAUUCGACUUGUAGGGCUCUCGACCGCCUUAGCUAACGCUCAUGAUCUGGCAGACUGGCUUGGCAUUCAAGAAGUUGGCUUGUUCAACUUUAGGCACUCAGUUCGUCCUGUACCUCUCGAGAUCUAUAUCGAUGGCUUCCCGGGAAAGCACUACUGUCCACGCAUGGCAACAAUGAAUAAGCCUACAUAUGCUGCGAUCAAGACUCACUCCCCUAGCCAACCUGUCAUUGUCUUUGUUUCAUCGCGUCGUCAGACACGCCUCACUGCUCAAGAUUUGAUUGCGUAUUGUGCCAUGGAAGACAAUCCCAGACGAUUCUUGCACAUGCCGGAGGAGGAACUUGAGGUGCUUUUGACUAAAGUCCAAGACUCGAGUCUUCGCCUUUCACUUGGAUUCGGCAUCGGUUUACAUCAUGCCGGUCUUACAGAGAGCGACCGCAAACUCGUAGAGGAACUCUUUGUAAGCACCAAAAUCCAAAUCCUGAUUGCCACCAGUACACUGGCCUGGGGCGUGAACUUCCCUGCGCAUCUGGUGGUUAUCAAAGGUACAGAGUAUUAUGAUGCUAAAACACGUACGUAUGUUGACUUCCCAAUCACGGAUGUUCUGCAGAUGAUGGGGCGAGCAGGCCGACCUCAAUUUGAUCAGGAAGGUAUUGCUAGGAUUUUUGUUCACGAUAUCAAGAAAAACUUUUACAAGAAGUUUUUGCAUGAGCCUUUCCCAGUCGAAUCAAGCCUGCAUCUACAUUUAGAUGACCAUUUGAAUGCGGAGAUUGUUGGGGGAACCAUCAAGACAAAACAGGACGCUAUGGACUAUUUGACUUGGACAUACUUUUAUCGCCGUCUUCAGAUGAAUCCCAGUUACUACGGAGUCCAAGAUUUGACGCCACUAGGUGUUAAUACGUUCUUAUCAGACUUGAUUGAGAAGUCGAUAUCAAACCUGGAGAAAUCUAGUUGUGUGGAGGUCAUAGACGAUUUUGAGAUCGAGUCCACAUCGCUUGGAAAGAUUUGCUCGUUUUAUUAUCUGAUGCAUCCAACCAUCCAACAUUUACAAGAAUACUUGAAGCCCGAUUCUACGUAUGAGGAUCUAUUAAUGAUUCUAUGCGGUGCGAUAGAGUACUCGGAGCUACCAGUGCGCCAUAAUGAGGAAAUCGUCAACAAGGAGUUAGAGCAAGGACUACCACUGUUGAUCGACUCUUCUAUGUCAUACGAUAGCCCACACGCCAAAUCAUUUUUGUUGCUGCAGGCUUAUUUUGAGCGAAUGAGAUUGCCAGUUGCAGAUUACAUUACUGACACUGUAUCGGUCCUUGAUCAAUCUGUCCGUGUUUUACAGGCAAUGAUUGAUAUAACAGCUGAGAAGGGCAUGUUGCAGCCUUGUUUAUCCACUAUGAAUAUCUUACAAUCCGUCAAGCAAGCUCGAUGGAGAGACGAGUCUCUUUUGACUUUGCCUCAUAUUGAGAAGCACAUGCUCUCUAUACUGACAGGUGCAUCUCGUCAUGGGCACAACAACAAGGGUCACUCUGUCAAGGCUUCCAACAAGACAGUCGAACGGCUCUUUGAUUUGACCUCAAUGUCUGAGCAAGAAAUCAAAUCUUUCUUCUCCAGAAUUCAUUCGCUUAAUGUAGGCCAAUUACAAGACAUUUGGAAGGUUGUUCAGAAACUCCCGCUACUGAAAGUCACAUCCAGCAUUGAUACAGGCAUCAAGUCCUUCUUAGUUGGAGAUCUCACCUACAAGGUCAAUUUGGAGCUCAACAGAGUAAAACGCCCUGGCGUCACAUAUGAUGGUCGUGUAUAUUGCCCUAAAUUCCCUAAACCACAAUGGGAGUCAUGGUGGGUGGUCCUGGAAGAUCCAGAUACCCAGGAGCUCGUGGCAUUGAAGCGCGUUAAUAUGCGCACAGGACCCCAAGGAGAAUUUAUUAAUAAGGUCACGACGAAACUAGAAUUCGUUGCACCAAAAAGAGCAGGAAGACAUGCGUGGAAAAUUCACCUUUACAGUGAUGGCUAUCUGGGCAUGGACCAGACUGUAGAAAUUCAAUUCGAUGUUAUGAAUUAGAUUUAAAGUAAUACAUUACAUGCUAUUAAAAUUUCACAUCUC
Lobosporangium transversale is the source of this 6580-nucleotide messenger RNA. RefSeq names its product Sec63 Brl domain-domain-containing protein. Gene Ontology annotation, molecular function: ATP hydrolysis activity; nucleic acid binding; ATP binding. The record is from RefSeq and is a predicted model, not a curated record. Lineage: Eukaryota; Fungi; Mortierellomycota; Mortierellomycetes; Mortierellales; Mortierellaceae. The transcript has 10 exons. Bases 119 to 6538 code for a protein of 2139 amino acids.